Molecule: messenger RNA, 1731 nt
Organism: Amorphotheca resinae ATCC 22711
Lineage: Eukaryota; Fungi; Ascomycota; Leotiomycetes; Helotiales; Amorphothecaceae
Exons: 4
Coding region: 1-1608 (535 amino acids)
Source: RefSeq, a predicted model, not a curated record
AUGGCGACAGAGAGCGACAAGACCCUUGCUCUCCGCAUUAUUAACCAGGCGAAACUCGGGCAUCCAGAUCUUCCUUUAGUAGAAAGCUUUCUCCACGAUGCUAUAGAUGGCGAUCAGGCUGCGAGAUAUUUGUUGCAAACAUGUACGGAUGACACAACAGGUGCAAAGUUCUCCCGAUUUGUGGAAGAUUGGAAGGCUUUGGUGAAACAGUUCUAUGUUGAAAAUCCUCGUUCAGACUAUCUGGAUAGCACAACAAGGAGAACUAUUGCACAGCGAGAUGAUUACAGAUGCUGUAUAACGGGAAAACGAGGUCGAUUCUGGAACAGCUGGGAUGUGUUUCCUAUCAUUCCUCUGACCGCAUUUUAUAUACGAGAACGACGGCUGUAUGAUAUACUCGCUGCAUUUACCACUCCUUCUCAUCGAGAUCUACUAUUAUCCACCAAAGAGGGAAAUGAGAAGGAUUUCAUUCGAAACCACUGGACCCUGAGCAAGGAAGCGGCAGAGGUUUUUUCAAGAGGGGAGAUUAGGCUUGAGAGCUUGGGUGCAACAAAGUACGAUAUCCGCUACAACAGCAUUGGCGGCAAACCCCCAGCCAUUUAUACAUCGGAGCGACCGUUGAAUUGGCGAUGCGACCUAUACGACCACACAAACUCUAGCAUUGACAGUCCUGACCCGCAACUUCUUCAGAUCCAUUGCCGGCUUUCGAGAGCCCUCAAAUGGACUAGCAUUGCUGAUAAUAUGAAGCGCAAUCCACACCGCCCACCUCGGAUUCAGAAGACGACUAGUACACACCUCACACGAGCUAUCGCCAAAGGUUUCCUCGCAGUUUGGUUAAAAUUCCCGGGCGUGAUUCGAUUGCAGGCAUACAAACUUUUGAGGGCAGCUGGGUCAUACCUAUAUGGAUCGACUACCAUGGCGGUUCAAAGAUUGCCAUUUGGGAUGUACCUGAAGCAUGGUCCAGAAAUUUACUCAGAAGGACAUGCCGGAGAGUUCAAUGCUCUAAGGCUUGUUCGCAGCCGUACUUCGAUUCCGGUCCCAUAUCCGAUUGAUCUGAUUUCAUCGGCCACCGACUCAUUUUUGGUCACAUCACGAAUGGAAGGAGAGCCGGCUGGUCUCUGUAUAGACGAAUGUAGUGAUGAAGAGAUGAGUCUGAUGGCUCAAGAUCUGCGGUCAUGGAUUGCAGAAUUACGUGCCAUAAAAGCGUUGACAGGUUCAAGUCACGCUAUCUCAAACGCAUCUGGAGGCGCCUGUCUUGAUUAUCGGAUAAGUUCAGAACCAGUGGGUCCUUUCCACAACGAGAAGGAAUUCAGCGAAUCUUUGCGUCUUGGGAUACUUCCUAACCUAGUACAUCGCGAUGAUCAUCAAAUCGUGUUCACCCAUGCAGAUUUGAAUCUGAGAAAUAUCUUGGUGAAAGACGGCAGGAUCUCUGGGAUUGUUGAUUGGGAGAAUGCAGGGUGGUAUCCCGAAUAUUGGGAGUAUACGAAAUGCUAUUUUGGUGUGAGGCUCACUCAAAGAUGGUUGAGGAUGGUGGACACAGUUUUCGAAAACAAAUAUGGGGAGGAACUGGAGAUUGAGAGACAAUAUUGGCCAUACGUUUGCCCUUUCUAAUUUAAUUGAGGCGUCGAGGCCCAUCUUAUGAUUAGGAUACAUUUGCUACAUCUUUGUGUUAUCGAGUUGGUCAAGCUGGCAUUGCGUCCAACGAAAACUAUCUAUUUCAGCUCUGUUCAACCC